Molecule: messenger RNA, 1766 nt
Organism: Salvia hispanica
Lineage: Eukaryota; Viridiplantae; Streptophyta; Magnoliopsida; Lamiales; Lamiaceae
Biological process (GO): proteolysis
Molecular function (GO): serine-type exopeptidase activity; dipeptidyl-peptidase activity
Source: RefSeq, a predicted model, not a curated record
CAAUCAUCCAGCAGCAAGGAUACCCAACUUUGUCUAAAAUCCCAACCUCUGCCAUGACUAAAUGAAUCACAAAAACACAAACACAAACACACUGUGUUGGUAAAGAAUGGCAAUCUGGGUGGUUGUGGUGUGGUUUGCAGCAUUGACUCAACUCUCAUCUUCUUCCAUCAUUACAUCGCCUGGUUUUCCAUCUCCAGCAAUCAAAUCGGUGAACCACUCCAAAUCCAAAUCCAAAGCCAAACUCUACGAAGAAAAGUUCUACACACAGAUACUGGAUCACUUCAACUACAAUCCACCGAGCUACCACACGUUCCAGCAGCGCUAUCUCAUCAAUCACAAACACUGGGGCGGCGCCGCCAACAACUCCCCCAUCUUCGUCUACACCGGCAACGAAGGCGACAUCGAAUGGUUCGCUCAGAACACCGGCUUCAUGUUCGAAACAGCCCCCCUUUUCAAUGCUCUUCUCGUCUUCAUCGAGCAUAGAUUCUACGGAAAAUCUAUACCUUUUGGCGGGAAUAAAACACUAGCGUAUUCGAAUUCGUCCACGCUGGGCUGGUUGAGCUCCACGCAGGCAUUGGCAGAUUAUGCGACUCUCGUGCUUGAUCUCAAGCACAAUUUGUCUGCGACCGAUUCCCCUGUUAUUGUCUUCGGAGGCUCCUAUGGUGGAAUGCUGGCGGCAUGGUUUAGAUUGAAGUAUCCUCAUGUAGCUAUUGGGGCAUUGUCCUCUUCUGCACCAAUCCUCAAUUUUGACAACAUCACUUCUCCCUUUAGUUUCAAUGAUAUCAUCACCAAAGAUUUCAGGAGUGAGAGUGAGAAUUGUUACAAAGUGAUCAAAAGAUCGUGGCAAGAAAUUGAUGACACGGCAGCAAAGCCUGGUGGAUUGGAAAUUCUCAGAAAGGCAUUCAGAAUAUGCAAGAAUUAUAUAAGUGCAGGGUAUCUUGAAGGUUGGCUUGGUACAGCAUUUACAUACACAGCAAUGACGGAUUAUCCAACUCCCACCAAUUUCCUUAACCCAUUGCCUGCCUAUCCUGUCAAACAGAUGUGCAAAGCAAUUGACGAUCCGAAAACUGGAAACAACACCUUCGAGAAAUUAUAUGGUGCGGCGAACAUCUACUACAACUAUAGUGGAGAUGCCACGUGUUUCGAUCUGGCUGAUGAUUCCGAUCCCCACGGCCUCGGUGGUUGGACAUGGCAGGCAUGUACUGAGAUGAUUCUACUAACAGACGGCAACACCGUAGAUAGCAUGUUCCCGCCGUCCAAUUACAGCUACAACGAUCGACUUCAAUUUUGCAAAGAUAGGUUCAACAUUGAGCCCAGGCCCACUUGGGCCCCCACAGAGUUUGGAGCCCGUCAUAUUCACAGGGUUCUGAAACGCUUUGGUAGCAACAUCAUCUUCUUUAAUGGGCUAAGGGAUCCAUGGAGUGGUGGAGGGGUGCUAAAAGAUAUUUCAAAGACUGUGGUUGCUAUUGUUGCUAAAAAAGGUGCGCACCACGUGGACCUUAGAUUCUCAACAAAUGAAGAUCCAAAAUGGCUCAAGGAAGUAAGGAAAAGAGAAGUCCACAUCAUAUCAAAAUGGCUCUCUCAGUAUUAUCAUGAUUUGGCUGAUUCUUCCAAUUAUUGAUUUGAAUUCUAUGUGUUUACUCACACACACAACACAAACACGUGAAUUUAUCAAAAUUCUCAUAUCCAAAAAGUGAUCAAUUUCUGAUGUUUACUGUUCAUGUAAUAAUUUUGUAUCUUAUAAUGGAGAUUUUGAUAAAAGAUUA